Messenger RNA from Huiozyma naganishii CBS 8797, 1452 nucleotides. It is a transcript of the gene SIP5, whose product is annotated as Sip5p. Lineage: Eukaryota; Fungi; Ascomycota; Saccharomycetes; Saccharomycetales; Saccharomycetaceae. Gene Ontology annotation, cellular component: cytoplasm. The coding region runs from base 1 to 1452 and encodes 483 amino acids. The record is from RefSeq and is a predicted model, not a curated record. The transcript has a single exon.
AUGGGGAACGUACCGACUAAACUGGACGAUGGAAGCUAUCAGGGUGACUCAAGGACCAAUACGAGCGUAUCUAGCAGCAGCAACUCGAAUACGAGUGCGGCGUCCUCAGGGAAUAGAUCACGGCAUGCAUCUCUGGUUAAUGCGAUUCUAAAUUCUGGGUCUGGCGGCGCUAUGGGCAGCCCCGGUCACAGCAGGAAUGUAGGCCCAUACGCUCGGAAAAGCACCAGGGAGAGAGAAGAGAUCAAGGAAAGACACGCCAAGAACCUUGUAGUCAAGUACGAUGAAAAUGUGGAUGGUGGUUUUAUGGCACCCUUUGGGUGCUACAGUUUCGAUAAACUAGACUACGAUUCGGGGAUCGUCAGAGGACUGAUUGUGAACAGGAAACUGGCUCCCUUUUACACGCCAUUACAAGAUUUCGACGAUUCCUGGUCAAGAAUGGAAAUAAUAAAGAUAGUAGAUGGACUGCCAUUGCAUGCAUCGUUCAAUGAGAACCCAGAGGAGUUUGAAGACGUACCGAUAGGGAACUUGAGGAAGCCUAAUUUCGACUAUUUGAUCGACAAAUCCUUGCCCAAGAAGGAGAAACGUCGUCUACAUUCUAAGAUUUUUCAAGCCAGAUUAUACAGAAAAAGAAUGCUUUGGCAAGAGAAGGCGAAUGAAACGUUUUUAGAACACAAGAUCGAGGCAAGGAAAAAUACCUCCAAGAACAAAUAUUUGCCCAGCGACGAUUUGAAGUAUGAAUUGUACAAGAACGGAAGUGAAUGUCCAAUUUGUUUUCUUUAUGUUCCUGGACCCCUCAACCUUUCAAAGUGCUGUCAACAGCCAAUUUGCACAGAGUGUUUUGUCCAAAUCAGGAGAGCCGAUCCACACUUCCCUCAUGAGGAGGUGGACCCGACACAACCUGUUACCGAUGAUUCCGAAAAGGAUCCCAAUCUGUUGAUUUCAGAGGCAGCAAAUUGUCCCUAUUGUGCCACUCCUGACUUCUCAAUCACCUAUCAGCCCCCUGAAGGACGGAGGACAGGAUUAGGGGGGGAACCACCAUACAAGUUUACCUCGCAAAGUCAAAGUGCAGUGGAAAACUCUGAAAAGCAUGGUGUCUUAACCAAGGAAUCUCCACUUGUGGAAGGUGAUGACUUGAAACCGGCGAAAAGUGUUCACGUAAUAAUGUCUGACACGAUUCGUCCCAACUGGGAGGUUAGACUGAAUAAGGAACGGAUGAGGUUGGCCAGAAGGUCGGCAAAUGCGACUGCAAUCCAUGUAAGCAAUCGCUUGAUCGACCCAGAUUACAACAAUGAUGGAUCAGGUAACGGGGAUUCUUCCCCUGUCGGCACAAAUACAUCAAACAGGGAUAGGUCCGACGUAACCAUCGAGGAGCUGGAAAAUCAAAUGUUGAACGAAGCAAUUAGGCUUAGUUUGGAGGAUAAGAAACAUUCCUCCUCGCGACAAAGGAAAUAA